AUGUUGUAGUUAAUAUGAUAUUCCCAAUUAAUUUCAAUCACAUAAAUCUUGUCUCCAUACCCUUCUGCGCAUCUUCGGACUGAGAGCUCCCGAGGAUAUUGGCUUAUACCACACUGUUUCCAGAGUUAGACUUAAGGAUACACACCAACUCAUGGAGUGACAGUUAAUUCUCUUUCAAGGCCACUGAUUUCUAGAUCAAAUUCUCAAGUCCUAACAAUAGCACCAAAAUAUCAAGAUCCUAAAAAUCCCAAGCGAAAUCUGCAAACCACCAAACAUGUCACCAUCAUUACCAAACUCCUACUCAACCCUCCCAUUCCAACACAUCCGCGUCUCUCACGUACCCGAGUCCUCAGCAAAACCCACUCCAAUCAUUCUAGUCACACUAUACCGACCAGGAAAACACAAUGCAUUCACCGAUACUAUGACUGAAGAUCUCGAAACAGCCUUUAAUCUCUUCUCGCUCGAUCCUAGAGUGAAAUGUAUUGUGAUUACUGGCCAUGGAAAAAUGUUUUGUGCUGGAGCUGAUUUGGAAACUGGUUUGUCUUAUGAAAAUGACACGGCGUUGACACAUCGAGAUGGUGGUGGAAGGGUAUGUGUUUUGUCUUUGUGUGUUGUGGGAGCAUUUGAUUUUUAUCAUGCUCUGCUGUAAGAAGCUGUUGAUUAAUCUUUUUGGUUAGGUAGCACUAGCUAUCCAUAGAUGCACAAAACCUACAAUUGCCGCAAUCAAUGGGUGAGUGAACAAUCCUACUCGCUUCUUUUGAAGGCAAUAACCGCAAACGAUAGCUUUUAAACACCUUUCAUAGCUCAGCCGUUGGUAUUGGUAUAACUUGUAAGCAUUAAAUUUUCACAACAUGCACCUACUUCUUCUGCCAACUCUCAUUUAUUCCCCACCAUCCGUUCUCUAAUUCACCUCAGUGAUCCUCCCAACCUCCAUCCGCAUCGUCUCCUCAACCGCAAAAAUCGGAUUUGUCUUUGCUCGCCGCGGUAUAAUAAUGGAAGCCUGUUCCUCUUAUUUUCUCCCUCGUCUCAUCGGUCUCUCCCGUGCCACCCACCUCACCACAACUGGCUCAAUCUACCCAUCAACAUCUACCCUUCUUUCUAGCCUAUUUUCCGAGAUUCUACCUCCAGAACAAGUUCUCCCCCGAGCAUUAGAGCUCGCAAGUGAUAUUACCAAAAAUACCAGCGCGGUGUCAACUGCCGUUAUGAAAGAUUUGAUGUGGAGAGGUCCCGGGACGCCGGAGGAAACGCAUUUUCUGGAAAGUAAAAUUUUGUUGGAGUUGUAUGAUGGGGAAGACAAGAAUGAGGGAAUUAGAAGUAUGUUGUUGAUUGAAUUUGUGAUAGAGCUUCAAGAUUAACCUAAUAUGUGACAGGUUUCAUGGAGAAGAGAGACCCGGAAUUCAAGGAUAAUAUGGAAGAGAAUGCACCGAGUGUUUGGCCUUGGUGGAAACCUAUUGAUACCAAACCGCCAUCUACGAUUGAAGAAUUGACACGGCGAUUGAUGGAAAGGGAGUUAGAACCAGGAAAGGCUAAACUUUGAGAGCUGAUUUUGUAGCUUCUAUGUAGAUGACAUGUGGCUAUGUAUUGCCCAAAACCAUUUAAACAAACAGUAAUGGAAAACAACAUCUACAUAAGCAAAGAAAUGAAGG
This is a messenger RNA of Sclerotinia trifoliorum, 1646 nucleotides long. NCBI's taxonomy places the organism in Eukaryota, Fungi, Ascomycota, Leotiomycetes, Helotiales, Sclerotiniaceae. The record is from the annotation of a GenBank genome assembly.